AGUGCAGUAUGGUGAAACCUGGGGAACCGUGUGUGACCGGGCCUGGGAUAUGGAUGAUGCCAAUGUGGUGUGCAGUCAGCUUCAUUGUGGAGUCGCCGUGUCUGUUCCGAGAGGGGCUUAUUUUGGAAAGGGAACUGGCAUUGUACGGAACGAUGUAUUUGAAUGUAAGGGUAAUGAGACAAGCCUAUGGGAAUGUCCGCGUUCUUUAGGAACUCUUCAUUGCAACCACACGAGCGAUGUCAGUGUGAUCUGUUCUGGGAACCAUGGCCCACGACUGGUGGGUGGGAAGGAUAGAUGCUCUGGCCGGGUGGAAGUUCUACAUGGAGACGAGUGGGGGACAGUUUGUGAUCAGCACUUUAGCUUACUUGAUGCCGGCGUGGUCUGUGAACAACUACAUUGUGGUGCAGUGGCCGCAACUCCCGGAGUUACUCACUUUGGCCGAGGAUCCGGCCCUGUGUGGAAGGAGAACUACCACUGUCAGGGGAACGAGUCCCGAUUAGUUGAUUGUCCAGUCUUACCCAGGGAUCAGACGAGUUGUUCACACGGAAACGACGUCGGUCUCAUCUGCUCAGAUGAAAUUUGGUCUCUGAGAUUGAUCAAUGGGGGCAGCCGCUGCGACGGCCGAGUGGAGGUUUACCACAAUGGUAGAUGGGGGAGAGUGCAGGAUAGCGCCUGGAACAUCAAUGAUUCCAACGUGGUCUGCAGAGAGUUGGGCUGCGGCUCCGCCAUAUUCGCCUACAACUCCUCAAGGAACGGAGAGAGUGAGCUGCCCAUGUGGGUCAACAACGUUCACUGUGAAGGGAACGAGUCGCAGCUCCGAAAUUGCAGCACAUUUACGCCGAAUCAGACAUCCAGCGACAGCAUCGGUGUUGGAGUCCUGUGCUCAGACCAUCUCCAAUUACGGCUGUCUGAGGGUGGAAGUACAUGUGCUGGACGAGUGGAGAUUUAUUACAAUGGGUCUUGGGGCACAGUUUGUGAUGACUCCUGGGAUCUAGACGACGCUAACGUGGUCUGCGGGCAGCUAGGUUGCGGAUAUGCUGUGGAAGAUAAAAUUCCAGGAUUCUGUGGACGAAGUAAAGGCCAAAUUUGGUUGGAUGAAGUAAGAUGCUCGGGUAACGAAUCAUACCUCUGGAACUGUCCCUCCGCACCGUGGGGUCGGCACGAUUGCAGUCAUAAGGAAGAUGUGACAGUGAAGUGUUCUGAACACAAAGAGAUGCGGCUGGUGAACGGAGGCCGGCGGUGUGAAGGGAGAGUGGAAGUGUGGUACAACGGGACAUGGGGAACAGUGUGCUCCGGGAAGCUCUAUGGAGUGGAGGCGGAAGUGAUCUGUAAACAAUUAGAAUGUGGACCCCUCGCAUAUAUUGAAUAUGGCGCCAGGAAAUAUGGACAAGGUUCAGGGCCCAUAUGGAUCGAUGAGAUGAAAUGUAGCUCGCACGAGUCAGCCCUUUGGCAGUGCCAUUUUGACCCGUGGGGGAAACACAACUGUAACCAUAGGAAGGAUGCAGGCGUUUCAUGUAAAGAUCUACAACUGCGGGUUGAUGGCGGCAGCAACAAUUGCUCCGGAAGGGUUCAGUUAUUAUUCAACAACAGCUGGGGAACGGUGUGUGAUGACUCCUGGGGUCUCGCCGAUGCCAAUGUCGUCUGCAGACAGUUGGGCUGUGGCUCUGCUCUUUGGACUCCAGGAGCGGCGACCAUUGCCCCGGCCUCAGGUGAUAUCUGGCUGGAUGAAGUGAAAUGCACGGGAAGUGAAUCAUUCCUGUCCCGUUGUCUGGCUUCACCGCUCGGUCAACAUGACUGUGAUCACAAGGAAGAUGUCUUUGUCACCUGUUCUGGAAUUUCAAUUUCAGAGUUGGGAAAGAAGACGCCCUCUGUGGCUGUUGUGGUUUGCACAACUCUGGGAAUCCUCCUCAUCGCUGAAUUUGUCACACUGGUGAUAAUAGCUCGGAGGCAAUCAGCAAGAAGAGAUGCAGAGAUGAGAGGCAGGGGCUUCGGCUUUUAUGAAGCAAUUUAUGAAGAGAUUGACGAUACUCUCCCUGGAAACAAUUUCAGUCAGAUGGAUGAUUCAAUCUCUGGAUCCAUUGAUUCCAUGAAUCAAAUAGAAUAUUACACCAGCGACCCUCUGGGUUGUGCUCAUUCAACAAGCGAACUCCCUGAAGGAACCUCCUCCAGUGUUCGAGAUCUAGUUCCGGAUGACCAUGACGAUCCUGAGAGUAAAGCCAUUGAUUGUCCGGGCGGUCAGUUCCCGAUGGACGGUGGCCCCGAUGACCUUCUGAUGCUAACAGUUGCCGGCGGUGACGUGGACAUUGGUGGUGAAUCUAGCAUGAUACCUUGUUUCCAAAGCCUGGCUUGAAAUGAUUGA
Molecule: messenger RNA, 2359 nt
Organism: Amblyraja radiata (thorny skate)
Lineage: Eukaryota; Metazoa; Chordata; Chondrichthyes; Rajiformes; Rajidae
Product: scavenger receptor cysteine-rich type 1 protein M130-like
Exons: 11
Coding region: 50-2350 (766 amino acids)
Cellular component (GO): membrane
Source: RefSeq, a predicted model, not a curated record